Molecule: messenger RNA, 2841 nt
Organism: Sphaerodactylus townsendi
Lineage: Eukaryota; Metazoa; Chordata; Lepidosauria; Squamata; Sphaerodactylidae
Gene: CYTH1
Product: cytohesin 1
Exons: 13
Coding region: 331-1350 (339 amino acids)
Biological process (GO): regulation of ARF protein signal transduction
Molecular function (GO): guanyl-nucleotide exchange factor activity
Source: RefSeq, a predicted model, not a curated record
UGGAAGCCAGCACAGGCAGGGAAGCUCAGCUGAGUAGAAUGAGAGGAGGCCAAGACACAGCCCAUUCCCCUUGACAGGGCUGGGUUCCCCAGCACAUGGGCUACUGCUGCACUGUGAUGGUGCAUCACAGAGCUUGCUUUGACAGCGGGCAGGAGGAGUGGGGCGGCAGCUUGUGUGCCCAGCGACUUGUCCCCUGAGGAGUGCCAGGAGCUUGAGAACAUCCGGCAACGCAAGCAGGAGCUGCUGGCAGACAUACAGCGCCUGAAAGAUGAGAUAGCAGAGGUGACUAAUGAAAUCGAGAACCUGGGGUCCACAGAAGAGAGGAAAGCAAUGCAGAGAAACAAGCAGGUAGCGAUGGGCAGGAAGAAGUUCAACAUGGACCCUAAGAAGGGGAUCCAGUUCUUGAUUGAAAAUGACUUGCUGAAGAACACAUGUGAUGACAUUGCCCAGUUCCUCUACAAGGGGGAAGGACUCAAUAAGACGGCCAUUGGUGAUUACUUGGGUGAAAGAGAUGACUUCAAUAUCCAGGUAUUGCAUGCAUUUGUGGAGCUGCAUGAGUUUACUGACCUCAACCUGGUGCAGGCACUGCGGCAGUUCCUCUGGAGCUUCCGGCUGCCAGGGGAAGCUCAGAAGAUUGACAGGAUGAUGGAGGCUUUUGCACAGCGAUAUUGCCAAUGCAACCCCGGCGUCUUCCAGUCAACAGAUACUUGUUACGUGCUCUCCUUUGCCAUCAUCAUGCUCAACACCAGCCUGCAUAACCCCAACGUCAAGGACAAGCCAACGGUGGAGCGAUUUAUUGCCAUGAACCGUGGCAUCAAUGACGGCGGAGAUCUGCCUGAGGAGCUGCUGAGGAACCUCUAUGAGAGUAUAAAAAACGAGCCUUUCAAAAUUCCCGAGGAUGAUGGCAAUGACCUGACGCAUACCUUCUUCAAUCCCGACCGCGAAGGCUGGCUUCUGAAACUUGGAGGUGGACGGGUGAAGACGUGGAAACGGCGAUGGUUCAUCUUGACAGAUAACUGCCUUUACUACUUUGAGUAUACCACGGACAAGGAACCACGAGGCAUCAUCCCACUGGAGAAUCUGAGCAUCCGUGAGGUAGAGGAUUCAAAAAAGCCAAAUUGCUUUGAGCUGUAUAUUCCUGACAACAAAGACCAGGUGAUUAAGGCCUGCAAGACUGAGGCAGAUGGGCGUGUUGUAGAAGGGAACCACACUGUGUACCGCAUCUCUGCACCCACCCCAGAGGAGAAGGAAGAGUGGAUCAAAUGCAUCAAAGCUGCCAUCAGCCGGGACCCGUUCUAUGAGAUGCUCGCAGCACGCAAGAAGAAGGUGUCCUCCACCAAGCGACAUUAGUCACCCUGGUCUACUUGAGUGGUGGUGGCAGCAUUGGCUGAUGAUGCCUUCCAGUUCCCUGGCAGAGGGGAAAGAAACUCUGCAAAACCACCUGCCACCCUGAGGGGGGACUAGCUUCAGCUUAUGCUAUUCUUUUCUGGCUUGGGAGCAGGAGGGAGGAGCUACAGUGAUAGCAGCCCUUUCUGACUCUUUAUCUACAAGGAGACCAUCUUCCCUGCUAGUCCCUCCACUGGUCUGCUUGAAGCCAACUGCAUCAUCAGUAGUCCAAAGGUUGGGAAGAGAGGAGGUCGAUCUCUUCCUGUCACUAUCAGUGUUGGCUGACUUGUUCAUUGCUUGAGCUGGUGGGGGUCAGAGUGUGUAAUGUAGGCUGUGCCCUACAAGGGGGCAAAAAACCAUUCAAGCUGCCACUGGGAAGACUUACUGCGCUAAGCUUUGGGUUGAUACUGUGAGGCCCAGAACUAGGCCUGAACUGUGUACUGUGAGGGCACUGAUCCUUCUGCAAUAACCAGGGGACAAGACCCUGGCUUUGCAAUGUAGAGAUUUUUGUGCCAUUCUGGCUUGAUGUUACUACCCUUUUCUUUAGUUCAGCAAGCCUUAUGGUUUAUUUUCUCCCAAAAGCAAUUGAGAUUCUUGAUUUCAGGGGGUUCUUCUUAAGAAAAGAAAAUCGUGAACCGUGUUGGGUUAAGACCAACUAAGAAUGCUGUUCCCAACAAUGAACAUGUGGAGUAGUGGGUCGGCACCUCCAAAAGCUUUAUUGUCCUUGUUCUAGAGGGCACUGACCUAGGAGCAUUUAUCAUCCUUUGUUACCUUCGCAGCUGAUAGCCCAAGAUCUUGAAGAGAAGAGAGCUGGCAGCACUCCUCACAUUACAAAAGGAGUUAGCAUAAAAGCGAUGUUUGUCCUGCUGGAAUUGCAUUUCAGCAGGGAUGGGGGGGUGGGGGUGGGGGAGGUUAGGGUAGAGGCUGCCCUGAAGCACAAGCAGGUGGGUGAUGUGGGAGAGCCCAGGGGAGGGGGAAAUAAGGGCAUGAUAAGUGGGGCUGCUGCUAAUAUUUGAAGUGUGCUGCUGGGGAGUUUCUGGCUGCCUUGGGGUUUGCAGUGGGGAAGGGAGAUCAUUAGAAGAUCGCCUUCCCCUUGUUAAAACGAUCAUGGUGCUGUUUAUCCAUUGGACAGCUUAGCAAACUCCUCUUCCCCAGCUCAGUAUUGGACUAUUUAUCUCAGAUGUACAUACUCUCUGUAUAGUUCCCCCCCCCUUUUAGAUUUAUUUGUAUUUGUUUUAAAUAAGAAAACUGUUUUUGUGAAACAGAACAGGUUACCGAGGCAUUGCUGUGGCACAAGGGGAAAGCAAGGGGGUUGUGGGAGGAGGGUGGAAAGUAUUCCCGUUCAAACAGUUUGGGUACAGUUUUAUUCUGAAUCGUUUCCCUUUUUUAAAAUCUUGGCCACAAUCUUGUGAAUCUAGCACAGAGCAACUGCAGCAAAUAAAUGUUGAUCUCACA